GCGGAAUCAUUCUUUACACCCCCCCAAAAAACAUUAAAAUCUCCAUAAAGCCAAACUUUUGUAAUUUACGUGUUCGACGUGAAAUAUCAAGCGUGAUAUCGACGUUGCUGUUGGUAACUAGUUCUGGUCGCGGAGGUACAUUGUGUGGUCGCGAUUCGUCGUUUCCAAAUGUGGCGUAAGUUCAGUUGAGGUUUGAUUGAUGGACUGUAGGCGGAAACUAUACGUUGUAAACUUUGUACGAUGGUCGUAACGGCUAGUUUUGAAAGGUGUAUUUUGGUAGUUUACAAGACGUCUUUCGUGCAGAAAUCAAAUUAAGGAUAGCUCGCGUUUAGUUCUAGUUGUAUGCUUAUUUGAGCUAAUGUUUCUUAGCCUAGCAUAUGCAGGGUAAGUUCGGUAACGUUAUCAAGUGAAGAGAUCGGCUGGGUUUGAUCGGCUAACUCUUAACACCUACCGCAGACUGCAGUGGUGCUGCUAGCGGGUCGGGGGUUCGGAGAUGUUGGGGGGAAACGGGAAGGCCAGGGGGGCUGGACGCUCAGGUAACGGCACAGGCUUGACCCAUCUACAGGUGGGCACCACAUCUGGGGCUUUAGGGGCGGUGAACUCCUCCAUAAACCUGCCCGAUGGGGGCAGAUACGACGACAGGCCGUCGGUCGAGGCAGUGCUCAGCGGCUCUGAUGGAGACUCGGACUCCGGGGAUGAUGAAGAGAGUCCCGUGCUGGACAGGAGAGGAGUGAAGCGGGAGAGGAGCGAGAUGGAGGUCGGGGGAUCCUCGGGAGCUAUCGCUGCUCUGUCGGCGGGGUAUGGAGGAGUUUCCAGCGGGGUGGCGGGUGCAAAACCCGGCAAGAAAACGCGAGGACGGGUUAAAAUUAAGAUGGAGUUUAUUGACAACAAGCUGAGGAGAUACACGACCUUCAGUAAGAGAAAGACUGGCAUUAUGAAGAAGGCUUACGAACUGUCCACCUUAACAGGGACGCAAGUUCUGCUCUUGGUUGCCAGUGAGACAGGCCACGUCUACACAUUUGCCACGCGGAAACUUCAGCCCAUGAUCACCAGUGAGACGGGUAAAGCCCUCAUCCAGACCUGCCUGAACUCCCCUGACUCUCCACCCCGGACGGACCCUUCAACAGACCAGCGGAUGAGUGCCACGGGAUUCGAGGAGACGGAUCUCACCUACCAGGUCUCAGAGGCCGAUGGUCUCACAGAGCCAAAGGAAAUGAUGAAGCCCACGUUCACUUCUGCCUCUUUACCUGGAGGCACCAACAGCACGACCACACAGUCCUCGGCAUCUUCCUCUCCCUCCUCCUCCUCGGUGGCCAUGCACACACACACACACACUCACAGCAGCAUCCCCUCGCUGUCCGGCACCACCUGUUGGCCCAUGAGCGCUCAGAGCGUCUCCAGUGCGAACGGCACCGUGCUCAAAAGCUCUCCGGCUGGCGUGAUGCAGCUGCCCGGAGGAUUCACACUCAUGCCAGGCGCCUCUCUCCCGCCUGGCACACACACUAUUCCUCUCAGCCAGCUGCAGACACACUCUCUGGCCAUACAGUGUCCACAGACGCAAAACAGCCACGCCUUGACUAGCACCAGCACCUCCACCUCCGCUGUCCCCGCACACACACAACCGGCCGCUCAGGCCACGCUCUUCCGUCUGCCGGCCGCUGUCUCGCUUACAGGUGGUGGGAUGCCUCAACAGCUACAGGCCAUCCAGGUUCACCCCAGUCCUCAAAGCAGCGACAGCAGUCCCGAGAUCAGCCAGACCUCCAGCAACUCGGCCGUAAGUCACACUGCUACUAUAGUCACGUCCUCAGUGCCUUCUUCAGUGGCGGGUCACAUGAUGUACCCUGGAGCGCACGUCAUGUAUGCCACAUCCACCUCUGGCCUGGCCGACGGGGGUCUCACUGUGCUCAACACCUUCCCACAGUCGCACGCCGCGAUGCACGUGUCCCACACACAGGCCCAAGACUCAGGUGCAGUUCCUCAGAUGUUCCUCACUGGACCUCCAGGAACUGUGCAGAUCCCAGUUUCAGCCGUUCCGCUUCAUUCGAUGCUGAUAAACCAGCAGCCCACGGGCGGCAGUGGCGCCACGCUCACGGAGCUGCGGGUGGUCAAUAUGGACAAUCCCAAAGGAGACUGACCUGUGAAACCCGAGGCCAGUGUGACCGUUCACUCGCACUGAUAUUCCAGGGAUCACUCAUGCCAUGCAAUCAGACUGCCAUUGUAUUUAUUACUGCCUUGCUGCGAGGGGUUCACACACAGGAACACUGAGGUGUAACGAGACGUUUGAAGGACGAUUGCGUCUCCUCAUGGACUCGUGUUGGUAGGUGGAGAGAUAACAGAUCAUUUUUCGGUUCACGUUUAUACACAGACACGCAACUUUACUUCAGGAUUUCAUAGGGACGUCUGCACUAUCACCGCUGGGUGUCCGAAAGACUGACGUCGGAUGCGAUUUGAGUACAACUUCAAAACGGUUUGCGGUUUGGAAGUUUCUUCAGUUGAAUCUUUCUUUCUUUUGGGAUGAUCUCCUUCAUUUUCGAGAUCGCUUUUAAGAUCUCAAUCUUUUUGUUGUGAAGUUAGUUGGGUUUAAUGGCUGUUCGUGAACAUUUAUUUUGCAGUUUCUGACCUUCUCUCCAUUCAAUUAAAUGGCGACUGGUCACGCUCAACAGCCUGUGUACCAGUUUAUAAGCAUCAUGAAUCUGCAGGUUUGGAAAGACAUGCCUUCUGAGUAAUGCACUGCCAUGGGGAUUGUCUACAGUUUGAAUACCACAUCAUGACUAAAAAUAUAUCAUUUUUCGCCCUCAUCAUCACAUCCUGAAUGGCCUUUGUUACUCAAUGAGCAGUUUUACGAUAUCUUAAACCCUUGCGAUUAUUUUAAUACGCUGCUAUAAUUUGGAUUUCGACAUGAUCAUAGUACAACAACGUCUGGGAAGGAUGGCUUGCUGUGCCAAACUAUACUGUACAUGUCGAUCGCUGGGAGGAAGUCACCUGGCUUCAGGAAAACACCAGCUUUAGCCACUUGUUAGUGAUGCUGUAACGGAAAAACACUGACUCACGUUUGCACUGCAUGACAACGUACCGAAAGGGCUGGUGCUGCAGGAUCACGGCUUGUUUAGUUCACUGUUAGGUACAAGAAUGGCAAGUUUUGUUCGAAACAACUGUUAUUUUCACUGAAUUUGCUUGUGCGCACACACAUUUAAUAUUGUAAGCGAUUGUCAUUUUUAUCACCUCUUUGUUUUCUUCCAAAUAUUAGAUUUCUUGAAACGUCCAAAGGGCUGUAUAUUGUGUAUGCGUUUGGUCUGUGUGCAGAUUUUUAAAGGGCGUCCGUGGGUCUCUUCCUCCACACUGCGAGCUUGGAGCCGGAAGCCUCGCUUUCUCGAACUGCGUAAUGGACGCCGCGACACCGAGAGUUUCAGGAUUUUCGGUCUGUGGACCCGAGCACAUGUCGACUGUUUUGUGUGUUUGCGACCAGUGGAAACUGAAGAAAGAAUGGGGGAUUUAUAAAGUGGCCAGAACAAAGGUGUUUUAUUCAGUAUUAAUGCGUUUUAAAUCCAGGGGGAACAUAUCUUGAGUUGUUGAUCUCCAUUUAUGAUGUUUUUGAGUGCCAGGUCAUAUUUCACUCCACAACCAGAAGGGGAAAAACAUAUUUUUGACGUUUCCAUGACAAUUACCCACAUUUUUUUUGCUGCAAUAACUAUAAAUAAAUCGGUAAGAUAUAAAGUAGGGCUGUGCAAAAAUUAAUUGCGAUUAAUCGCAUCCAAAAUAAAAGUCUGUGUUUACAUAAUAUAUUUGUGUGUGCUGUAUAUAAUUAUUUUGUAUAUAAAUACCUAUGCAUACAUAUAUAUUUAAGAAUUAUUUGCGCUUAAAUUCUGUAUAUAUAUAUAUAAAUACAUAAUCUAUAUUAUAUAAAUAUGUUAUAUAUGAAUAACACAUUUUCUUAAAUGUAUACAUGCAUGUGUGUGUAUUUAUAUAUACAAAAUAAUUAUAUACAGCACACACACAUAUAUUAUGUACACACAUACUUUUAUUUUGGAUGCGAGUAAUCGAAAUUCAUUUUUGCACAGCCCUAAUAUAAAAGUAUAAGGUGUUUAGGCAUUGUCUAAGUAUUCGUUAAAAAUAUAAAAACAUUUUUUUACUAUAUUACACUUAGUAAUAAUCACAUUUUAGAAACAUCCACACUUAUCAUGAAAUAUUUUGACCGUGAAAAAAUGCGAAGUGCUAUUAAUUUAUUUGUUUGAGUGAAAUAUGACCUGUGUGUUUGGUCUUUUUAUCGGCUGUGAAGUUGUGUGAACACUAGAGGAAAGUGUUGAAUGUACCAACUGUGUAUGGCCCUCACUGUACAUAAUCUGAUUUCCUACUUUAGUAGCUCUUAUUGGCUGCAUUUGAACAUGUUUCUGCACCCUGGAUAUAUUCAGUGGACUGUAUAUAUUAGUUUAAAUGUGAAGCACGGGCGUCUUGUUUCCCCCCUUUACUUUAGCCGAGCGUAACCAGUUGUGGAUGAAAUGUUUGCUUUAUUAUGUUCAUUAUCUUCUACAGUGCCAUUUUCUGAAGAAUUAGGUUGGUUUUAUUAGAUUGUUGGUUUGUUUUUGUAUUACAUGAGUACAAUUUAUUAAUUUGAUUAAAAUUUUAAGUUGACCGUACAAAAGUUGAAAGUGAAAUCUAUUUUAACCACUAAAGCAUACUUGUUGUAAAAUAAAUGCUGUAAGUAUGUAUAGUGCUUUCUUUUGUAAUAAAAGAAAGAUUUGAGAAUAAUUUUA
Messenger RNA from Pimephales promelas (fathead minnow), 4751 nucleotides. RefSeq names its product serum response factor a (gene srfa). Gene Ontology annotation, molecular function: protein dimerization activity; DNA-binding transcription factor activity, RNA polymerase II-specific; cis-regulatory region sequence-specific DNA binding. Lineage: Eukaryota; Metazoa; Chordata; Actinopteri; Cypriniformes; Leuciscidae. The record is from RefSeq and is a predicted model, not a curated record. Gene Ontology annotation, biological process: positive regulation of transcription by RNA polymerase II.